CAGGAAAUUGGAGCCUUUCCCAAAGGAAUUUAACCAGGAAUAGGGGAAGCGAGCCUUGUUUCCCGACUCAUCUUGCUGCACUAUUAAUGAAGGUCUUUUUCAUUUACUGGGUCUUGUGUUCCCUAGUGGGGAAUUUGCUGGCAGAGAGAUCACCGCUCAUUCAACAGGCAGCAUUUUUGUCCACAAACUUUGAAAAUAUCUUCACGUGGCAAAGCGGAAAGGAGACAUUGCCAGGCACAGUAUAUGAUGUACAGUAUAAGAAAUAUGGGGACGCAUGGCAGAACAAAAGCGAGUGCCAGAACAUCACACAGCGCUUCUGCAACCUCACUCAGGAGACAGAAAACUUCACGGAGCGCUACCAUGCCAGAGUGAGAGCCAUCGUCCAUAACUGUUGUGUUUCCGACUGGGCCAUGUCCAUGAGAUUCUGUCCCCGGGAGGACACUAAUAUCGGGAAACCUGAAGUGAAAUGCACCCCCAGCUUCCAGUCCAUAAAGUUCUUUAUACAACCACCUUAUACCCCACUGAGAGAUGAAGAUAACCAGACCUUGACUGUGGUGGACGUUUUCAAUCAGUUUGGUACUGCUGUCCUGUACGAAAUAACUAUGUUCUGCCAAAAGACGGGGCAGAGGUGGAGAAAGACAGAGACCAACAGAGAAUUUGAAAUCCCUGACUUGGAUCCUGACACAGAAUACAAUGGAACAAUACAGAUCAGAUAUUUAGACAAAAUCAGCAACCCCUAUGUGUUUCGAGUUUGGACAUCAUCAGAUAACACCUGGCUGCCGUAUUUAUUCGGGGUGGUCCUAUUCAUGGCAGUAUCAAUGUCUGGAACAAUAUAUUACUUUAUUUACAAGUAUGUUAAACAACACGCUGCACAGCCACCCACGUCUUUGGAUUUCAAGGACAUUCCUCUUCAUUUCCAACCUCUCACACCAAAUGCAGAACAUAUUUUGACCUCUUACAGUUUCUCCAAGUCUAUCCAAUGUGUUCCAGAGAAGCGACCAGCGCAGCUUAACCAACAUCUGGGAGAACUGGAGCACCAGAAAUCAUUCAAUCUGACUGGAACAGCUUAUCAGCAACAGGCCAAAGCGUCCUUGUUCCGGACGUUGGCUCAGCCUGUAGGCCAAGCGGAUGAUCUCCCCAUAGGUUAUGCUCCACAGGUGGUCAAGUGUAACCCGCCAGGCACAGUAGGGGACAACCCCACAACCUUAAUAUAUGGAACGUGCAUUGAUGGCACCGGCUGCGUCAACAAGGCAAGCUCUCCACCAAACCGAGCAAUGAAGCCCGAUCCUUCCCUUGAGGGCUCCGCAAGGAAUGGAUGUUAUAAAGCCCAGAAACCAGAACAGCUCGAAAGAGGAUUGUGGGAGAACGAGGCUCAACAGCAGCCAGCCUUGGUGUGGGAAUAUGCACAGCAAGCUCAACACCCGCUACUUCAGGAAGAUAUGCAAAAUAUGCCACAGCAGCUUCCGAUCCUUCUAGAAGAGAGGGUAGCUGAAAGGACAGGAAGCUACAGAAAGCAGCCUGGGGGAUUGGUAUUGGCCCCAUUAGAGCAUGGCCAAAAUGCCAUCUCAGAAGGUGGCCCUCUUUCGUCAGCCGUGCCACCAUCCUCGUUUCCUCCUGGUGCCUGCAACAGCCUCUCCCAAGAUCAGGGCCUGGGACAGUGGGCGGCCUGGGAAUCGUUAGCUUGGACUGAUAACCAACGGCAACCUUUAGGAUUCCCAAUGACGGACUGCAUAGCUCAAGUGAGCAAGGGGUUGCAGUGUGAGCCAGCAUCCCUUGGCACAGUCCCAAGUACCUUGGACUCUGCUCAGAACGGGCUCUUCACAGGCCUGUUCAGAGACUUGGAACUGAAAUUGCAAUGGGACAAUGGACCAGAUGAAAAUGCGCCCAUUUUUUAGCAAUGCACAGAGUAUAGAAAUGACUCCUUCCAACGCAGAGUUGAAGUGAAAUGUCCUUUCCCAACUGUCUCUAAUUUCUCUACGUGAAUCAUACUUCUGUCUAU
Messenger RNA from Elgaria multicarinata webbii, 1999 nucleotides. RefSeq names its product interleukin 22 receptor subunit alpha 1 (gene IL22RA1). Gene Ontology annotation, cellular component: plasma membrane. Lineage: Eukaryota; Metazoa; Chordata; Lepidosauria; Squamata; Anguidae. Gene Ontology annotation, molecular function: cytokine receptor activity; protein binding. Bases 87 to 1895 code for a protein of 602 amino acids. Gene Ontology annotation, biological process: cytokine-mediated signaling pathway. The transcript has 7 exons. The record is from RefSeq and is a predicted model, not a curated record.